UUAUUCUUCUUCUUCUUCCUCUAAAAGAAAAGAAACGCGCGUUACGCUCAAUCAUGUAUCGCUGAGCAUUUCUCUCCAUUCUUAAUCAUGAAACCACUCAAUAAACCACUCGCUCACCGUCUCCUCGAUAAAUCUAAACCCAACUUGUCAUCCUUCAAAAACUUCACUCUCCCUAUUGAUCUUGAUCCACAAACACCAUCACCUGAUCACUUAAUUAAUUCGUCAGAUACCUGUUUUGCCAAUUCAUGGAAACAAUUGAAUCCCACUUUAAAUGUCUUUUUUUCUAAUUCAAAAUCUGGGUCGCUUUCAGAUUCGAGUAAAGUUUCAAGCCUCGGCAUUGGCAAUGAACCGAUCUCGAAUACCCAAUUGUCCAAUUUAUCCAAACAAACAAAAUCCAUAUUCAGAACCUCAUUUUUCUUUCAAACAAGAUAUUUUUCAAGUGAAAAUCAAAAUCCGCCAAAUGGGUUUCCAACGGUUUCCACAGUUACCUCACAGCUUCAAAGCUCUGAGCCAAUUGAUGCAGGCUCUUCGAUUCGAAAACCUAUCAGUUUAUGGCCUGGAAUGUACCAUUCACCAGUAACAAACGCUUUAUGGGAAGCAAGAUCGAGCAUAUUUGAGAAACCUGUCGAUUCACCGGUUGAUGGGAGUGUACAGAGUGAGUUGGUAACAAAAACUCCAUCAAAGAGCAGGACUAGUAUUCUUUAUAAUUUUUCUUCUGAUUAUGUACUUAGGGAGCAGUAUAGAAAUCCUUGGAAUGAGGUUAGGAUGGGCAAGUUGGUUGAAGAUCUUGAUGCUCUUGCUGGAACCAUUUCCUAUAAGCACUGCUGCAAUGAGGAUGGCAUAACAAGGCCUAUUUUAUUGGUCACUGCUUCUGUUGAUAGGAUGGUUCUGAAAAAACCAAUUCGGGUUGAUGCUGAUCUGAAAAUAGUUGGUGCUGUUACAUGGGUUGGGCGGUCAUCCAUGGAGAUCCAGUUGGAGGUGACUCAGUCAACAGAAGGGGCCUCCAGUCCAUCAGACUCGCUUGCUCUAACUGCAAAUUUCACAUUUGUGUCUCGUGACCCAAAGACAGGAAAAUCAGCUCCAGUUAACCGGAUCUCACCUGAAACUGAAGAAGAAAAAUUACUUUGGGAAGAAGCAGAAGAAAGAAACAAAACAAGGAAAAAGAUGAGAGAAGAAAAUAAAAUGGAUGCUGAGAAUAAGGACAAGGAGAGGCUCCAUGCAUUGCUGGCAGAAGGGCGGGUCUUCUGCGACAUGCCGGCAUUGGCAGACAGAGAUAGCAUUCUAAUAAAGUAUACUUGCCAUCGGAACUCCUUGAUCUGUCAACCACAGCAAAGGAACAUCCAUGGUCGCAUCUUUGGAGGAUUUUUGAUGCGUAAAGCAUUUGAGCUGGCUUUUUCAACUGCUUAUGCAUUUGCCGGCGCAGCACCGCGCUUUCUUGAAGUUGAUCAUGUUGAUUUCGUUAAACCUGUCGAUGUUGGAAAUUUUCUUCGCUUGAAUUCUUGUGUUUUGUACACAGAGCUUGACGACCCCACUAAACCAAUGAUAAAUGUGGAAGUUGUAGCUCAUGUUACAAGGCCUGAGCUAAGGUCCAGUGAGGUAUCUAACAAGUUCUAUUUCACAUUUACUGUCCGUCCUGAGGCCAUUGAAGAUGGAUUGAGGAUUCGAAAUGUUGUUCCUGCUACCGAAGAAGAAGCUCGUCGAGUUCUGGAACGUAUGGAUGCUGAGAACUCCCACAUUGCAAAAUCAUGAAAGCAGAUUCACUCUCGCAGUUACUUCAACAGUCCAAAUGCAAAUGAAGCUUUUUUUUUUUUUUUUCUCUUUUUCUUAUUACUACUCUCAACAUUUUUGUUAUCUGUUAGUAAUUAAAUUUAUAUGAUAGGCGAAUAAAUCAAAAUUAAUAAUUUAUUUUAA
Molecule: messenger RNA, 1911 nt
Organism: Jatropha curcas
Lineage: Eukaryota; Viridiplantae; Streptophyta; Magnoliopsida; Malpighiales; Euphorbiaceae
Product: acyl-coenzyme A thioesterase 2, chloroplastic
Biological process (GO): acyl-CoA metabolic process
Molecular function (GO): fatty acyl-CoA hydrolase activity
Source: RefSeq, a predicted model, not a curated record